UAUAGAAAAAAAAUUAUUCCUUAUAUUUUCAAUUAUAUAAUCGCAUAUUCUUCAAAAUUUAAAGAAAAAAAAAUAUCAAAGAAAAAAAAUUUUGAAUAGGGACGUAACCUCUCAAAAAUAAGAAUGAUUCAGAAUUCACAGUAAUUAUGAAAAAUGGAAUUGGCAAAAAAAUUCUUAACCCCAAGAAAAAAUCGAAAUUUCUCCAAUAUUUACAAGUAUUAUCAAGCCCUUAAGAAUAAAUUUUAAAAAUGCCUCGUCUUUGUUCCGGUUGUGCCAAAGAAUACCAACAAAAAUUAUUGUCACCCAACAGCCAAGUUUUUGAAGAAAAUCAAAAUUUCAAACUUUUGCAAUUAAAUGAUAAAAAUUCCUUAAAUAGUAAAAAUGGAAUUGUAAAUGAUAAAAAUGCCUCAAAUUGUAAUGAUGGGAUUAUAAAUGAUGAAAAUGCUUCAAAUGAUCAAAAUAUAAUAAAAAGUAAACUCGAAUUUAGUAAAAAUAUUGCAAUCUGGAUAUUGAAAAUAAUAAUUUCUUUGUUCAUUUCUUUUUUGGCUCUAAAAAUCAGUUUGGUAAUUUAUGAUGUGAUUUCUGUCUGUUUUUGGAAUUUUACUUUUCAACUAAUAUCUCCGUUUUUUAAAUUUCUGUUUUGGGUUAUUGCAUUAUUCUGUUUUUGUUUGCGAGAUGAAUUUCAGUCUUUCGGAAAUAAUAACGAGCAUGAAAAUGCAAAUUAUAAUAGAAAUAUGAAUGAUGCACUUGAAAUUAAAAUAGAAGUUCAGGAAAAAAUUAAAAAAGAAGUUGAGGCAGAAAUUCAGACACAAAUUGGAACAGAAAAUUUAGCAGAAUUUGAGUCAGAAAUUCACACAAAAAUUGAGGCAGAAAAUGAGAAUGAGAAUAUUGCACCUGUAAUUAAAAAAGAAGUUCAGGUAUAAAGUGAGACAGAAAUUAAAGCAGAGAAUUGGACAGAAUUUGAGUCAAAAAUUCACACGGACAUUUUGACAGAAAAUGGGAAUAAGAAUAAUGCACCUGUAAUUAAGAAAGAAGUUCAGGCAGAACGCAGCGCAGAACUUUAGACAGAAAUUGAGGCAGAAAAUUGAACAGAAAUUAAGGAAGAAAAUUGACACGGAAAUUAGAACAGUUAAAAAUGUGGAGACUGAUCAAGAAAUGGUGCCACCCGAUGGCGGUUGGGGGUGGUUUGUACUCAUAGCAGCUGUUAUGGUAAAUCUUCUAAUUCCUGGGGCAAUAAAAUCUUUUGGAGUUUUAUUCGUCGAAUUCCUUGAGGUUUUUGAAACAACUCCCACGGAGGCAUCAUGGAUUCCAGCCUUAUGUUACUUUCUCUACAGCUCCUUAGGACCCCUAUCGAGUAUACUUUCAGUCAAGUAUUCUUAUCGUACAGUCACCCUGAUUGGCGGAACUUUUGCCGCUGUGGGGAUGAUGUUAAGUUUCUUUGCAACUUCAAUCGGAUAUCUCUAUGUUAGCUAUGGAGUGCUCGUCGGCACUGGCGCGGGAUUGGCUUUUCCACCGACUGUUUAUAUCGUGACGUCCUAUUUUGUAAGACUGCGAGGACUUGCAAAUGGUCUUUGCAUUUCUGGAAGUGCCAUAGGUUCAAUCAUUCUUCCGCCGCUUCUCAGGGUUCUAUUGGAAGAAUACGGCUACAGAGGGGCAGUUUUAAUAACAGGUGCAAUAACCCUAAACGUCUGGGCAAGUGCUCUGCUCUACGACCCCGUGGAAAAGCAUUUGGUACCAGCAAAAGUGACGGAAAUUGAAGAAGACGAAGAAGAGGAGGAAGAAGAAAAUAAUGUUGGGACCACAGUGACAGUGACGGGUCCAGAGGACGAUGAAAAUUUAAAAAACCAACUCAUUUUGGCCAAUUCGAAUUCAAAUUCGAAUUCGAAUUCGCACGCGAAAGUCAGUAUCGCGACACCUUUCGUGCCAAAGAGCGCCUCGAGUGUCGCUCUAGAAAAUUAUAAAAAUUCUCCAGUCCAGGGACGCAUGAGAAAAAUUAGUAUGCCAACACCAAGUGCACGGGACAUGACUGGACAGAUGCACAGCACCCCGGCGCUUCAUGCUGUUCCAGAAGGCAGACCGAGGAGGAGAAUUCCACCCAAAUCACCAAGUUCAUCUUCCUUUAAUUAUAUCAGCACUCCCUAUCACGGAAGUACUCUCUCAGCCCUGCAUCCUGAAUACGCAUCUACCUUAACCCUGAACGCAAUAACCAGUACCUUCCGCAAAUCCCCGGAGAAGAAAGCCGCCCGGGGAAAGGCCGAACCGGAGAAGAAAUUCUUCGAUUUCAGUCUUCUGAGGGAUCCCAUCUACCUCGUAAUUCUGAUCUCAAACUCGACAAACGCCGUGAGCUACACCAAUUUCGUCAUUCUCUUGCCAAGCUACGCCAAAGACCUUCAUUACUCCAAAGCCCAGGGCUCGAAUCUCCUGCCGAUUGUCUCCAUUUUCGACUUGAUCGGCAGAAUCGGAGGCUCGGCUCUCUCCGACGUAAAACUAAUGCCCAAACACUGGUACUUCAUCGGCGGUCUUUUCAUUUCGGGAGUUUCGCUCACUUUCCUCCCGACGGCCUCGAACUAUAUGAUCCUGUCGAUCUACAGUGGCAUUUUCGGACUCGCUUCCGGUGUCUAUGUGGGAAUCACAGCCGUGAUUAUGGCCGAUAUGCUGGGCACGGAAAAAUUGACUUCCUCCUACGGAAUUUCCCUUUUUGUUAACGGGGUUCUCCAGCUCGUGGGACCGCCGAUUGUGGGCGCGAUUUAUCAAAAAAUCGGAGCCUAUGGACCCAUCUUCAGCAUCCUGGGGAUUGUUCUGAUCGUUGGCGCCUCCCUCUGGGGAUUCGUGCCUUUCAUCAAGAAAAGAAGGGCUGCUCAAGUCGCCAGAGAUUUAGAAAAAUCGUAAUUAGUACUCUAGUACUUUGGCAAUUUAGGAAAUUCGAAAAAGUCGGUUUAAUUUCGAUGUAUCUCGAGCUCUGAAUGUUCAAAUGAAUUGGAACUUUUUUUUUCUUUUUCUUAGAAGUGUUUCUAGUUUAAGAACUUAUCAGUGAAAACAUAUUGUUUCAUUGGAACUUUCAGAACUUGAGGCG
This is a messenger RNA of Belonocnema kinseyi, 3073 nucleotides long. RefSeq names its product monocarboxylate transporter 9 (gene hrm). Gene Ontology annotation, biological process: monocarboxylic acid transport; transmembrane transport. Gene Ontology annotation, molecular function: monocarboxylic acid transmembrane transporter activity. The coding region runs from base 1156 to 2889 and encodes 577 amino acids. NCBI's taxonomy places the organism in Eukaryota, Metazoa, Arthropoda, Insecta, Hymenoptera, Cynipidae. The transcript is spliced from 7 exons. The record is from RefSeq and is a predicted model, not a curated record.